Molecule: messenger RNA, 2595 nt
Organism: Closterium sp. NIES-65
Lineage: Eukaryota; Viridiplantae; Streptophyta; Zygnematophyceae; Desmidiales; Closteriaceae
Source: the annotation of a GenBank genome assembly
AUGCUUGCCCUGUUGCUUCUGUCUUUGUGCCUCCAAUACCUUUGUUCCUCUGCCUGUGUUGUUCCUCUGCCUGUGUUGUUCCUCUGCCUGUGCCGUUCCUCUGCCUGUGCUGUUCCUCUGCCUGUGUUGUUCCUCUGCCUGUGUUGUUCCUCUGCCUGUGCUGUUCCUCUGCCUGUGUUGUUCCUCUGCCUGUGUUGUUCCUCUGCCUGUGCUGUUCCUCUGCCUGUGCUGUUCCUCUGCCUGUGUUGUUCCUCUGCCUGUGUUGUUCCUCUGCCUGUGCUGUUCCUCUGCCUGUGCUGUUCCUCUGCCUGUGCUGUUCCUCUGCCUGUGUUGUUCCUCUGCCUGUGUUGUUCCUCUGCCUGUGCUGUUCCUCUGCCUGUGUUGUUCCUCUGCCUGUGUUGUUCCUCUGCCUGUGUUGUUCCUCUGCCUGUGUUGUUCCUCUGCCUGUGUUGUUCCUCUGCCUGUGCUGUUCCUCUGCCUGUGUUGUUCCUCUGCCUGUGCUGUUCCCCUGCCUGUGCUGUUCCUCUGCCUGUGCUGUUCCUCUGCCUGUGCUGUUCCUCUGCCUGUGUUGUUCCUCUGCCUGUGCUGUUCCUCUGCCUGCGUUGUUCCUCUGCCUGUGUUGUUCCUCUGCCUGUGUUGUUCCUCUGCCUGUGUUGUUCCUCUGCCUGUGCUGUUCCUCUGCCUGUGUUGUUCCUCUGCCUGUGUUGUUCCUCUGCCUGUGCUGUUCCUCUGCCUGUGCUGUUCCUCUGCCUGUGCUGUUCCUCUGCCUGUGCUGUUCCUCUGCCUGUGCUGUUCCUCUGCCUGUGUUGUUCCUCUGCCUGUGCUGUUCCUCUGCCUGUGCUGUUCCUCUGCCUGUGCUGUUCCUCUGCAUGUGCUGUUCCUCUGCCUGUGCUGUUCCUCUGCCUGUGUUGUUCCUCUGCCUGUGUUGUUCCUCUGCCUGUGCUGUUCCUCUGCCUGUGUUGUUCCUCUGCCUGUGCUGUUCCUCUGCCUGUGCUGUUCCUCUGCCUGUGCUGUUCCUCUGCAUGUGCUGUUCCUCUGCCUGUGCUGUUCCUCUGCCUGUGUUGUUCCUCUGCCUGUGUUGUUCCUCUGCCUGUGCUGUUCCUCUGCCUGUGUUGUUCCUCUGCCUGUGCUGUUCCUCUGCCUGUGCUGUUCCUCUGCCUGUGCUGUUCCUCUGCAUGUGCUGUUCCUCUGCCUGUGCUGUUCCUCUGCCUGUGUUGUUCCUCUGCCUGUGUUGUUCCUCUGCCUGUGCUGUUCCUCUGCCUGUGUUGUUCCUCUGCCUGUGCUGUUCCUCUGCCUGUGCUGUUCCUCUGCCUGUGCUGUUCCUCUGCCUGUGCUGUUCCUCUGCCUGUGCUGUUCCUCUGCAUGUGUUGUUCCUCUGCCUGUGUUGUUCCUCUGCCUGUGUUGUUCCUCUGCCUGUGCUGUUCCUCUGCCUGUGCUGUUCCUCUGCCUGUGCUGUUCCUCUGCCUGUGCUGUUCCUCUGCCUGUGCUGUUCCUCUGCCUGUGCUGUUCCUCUGCCUGUGCUGUUCCUCUGCCUGUGCUGUUCCUCUGCAUGUGUUGUUCCUCUGCCUGUGUUGUUCCUCUGCCUGUGUUGUUCCUCUGCCUGUGCUGUUCCUCUGCCUGUGCUGUUCCUCUGCCUGUGUUGUUCCUCUGCCUGUGCUGUUCCUCUGCCUGUGCUGUUCCUCUGCCUGUGUUGUUCCUCUGCCUGUGCUGUUCCUCUGCCUGUGUUGUUCCUCUGCCUGUGUUGUUCCUCUGCCUGUGCUGUUCCUCUGCCUGUGCUGUUCCUCUGCCUGUGUUGUUCCUCUUCCUGUGCUGUUCCUCUGCCUGUGCUGUUCCUCUGCCUGUGUUGUUCCUCUGCCUGUGCUGUUCCUCUGCCUGUGUUGUUCCUCUGCCUGUGCUGUUCCUCUGCCUGUGUUGUUCCUCUGCCUGUGUUGUUCCUCUGCCUGUGCUGUUCCUCUGCCUGUGGUUGUUCCGCUGGCCGUGCCUCCCAAUCCCCUCCCCCACCCUUCUCUCCCCCUUGCGGAGGAGUAUCUGAUGGACAGCGAGCGCCUGGUGGAGCUGCUGGACCCGGCGCUGGGCAGCGACUACGACCUGCAUGAGGCGCAGAUUCUGUGUGACAUCGCCAGGAGCUGCGUGCAGGACCGUUCGGCGGACCGGCCAGCCAUCAGGGACGUGGCGCAGGCGCUGGUGGAGCAUCUGGGGCGCGUGGUGGUGAUGGCCUCCUCCACCGCCUCCUCCGAGUACAGCUAUGGCUACUCCUAUGAUGACUAUGGCUCGCAGCAGCCUUUCUUUUCGGGCAGCCUGCCCGACACCUCAGGCAGCUACACGGGGGAUUCGCCAGGGAAUCCGGUUGCUGGUGGUGGUGCGAAUGGUGGUGCGGGUGGGAAGGCUGGGAAUGGUGGGACGGGGGAUGGGUUCACGUUUCGGAAUUGCCAGUCACAGCCAAUCAUCAUCGCGCGUGCGGGUGGGGGAGUGGAGGGGAGUGGGGAGGACGGGGGAGGGGAGGGGGAUGGGGGAGCGGGGAGUGUGCAGAUGUCAACGGGUGUGCAUGGCAACAGGCCUCCUGUGCCCAUUGGGGCGCAUGAGGGCACGGUGUGA